Molecule: messenger RNA, 1310 nt
Organism: Choloepus didactylus (southern two-toed sloth)
Lineage: Eukaryota; Metazoa; Chordata; Mammalia; Pilosa; Megalonychidae
Gene: NDRG4
Product: NDRG family member 4
Exons: 17
Coding region: 96-1310 (404 amino acids)
Biological process (GO): brain development; signal transduction; positive regulation of ERK1 and ERK2 cascade
Cellular component (GO): cytoplasm
Source: RefSeq, a predicted model, not a curated record
CUCCUCUCCCGGCUCCGCCGAGCGCGCUCCCCGCCCGCCGGGCCCCGCGCUUCCCCGACGCCGCAGCCCCGACCCGGGCCGCGCCGGGCGCCGAGAUGAAGGUGCUGGGACACAAGAUCGAGCUGCUGACAGGGCUGCUCCUGCACGACGUGACCAUGGCCGGGCUGCAGGAGCUGCGCUUCCCGGAGGAGAAGCCGCUGCUCCGGGGCCAGGACGCCGCCGAGCUGGAGAACUCUGAUGCCUUCCUCUUGGCCAUGGACACAGACUGGAAGGAGCAUGACAUCGAGACUCCUUACGGCCUUCUGCACGUGGUGAUCCGGGGCUCCCCCAAGGGGAACCGCCCGGCCAUCCUUACCUACCAUGACGUGGGCCUCAACCACAAGCUGUGCUUCAACACCUUCUUCAACUUUGAGGACAUGCAGGAGAUCACCAAGCACUUUGUGGUGUGCCACGUGGAUGCCCCCGGGCAGCAGGUGGGGGCGUCGCAGUUCCCUCAGGGGUACCAGUUUCCCUCCAUGGAGCAGCUAGCCGCCAUGCUCCCCAGCGUGGUGCAGCAUUUUGGGUUCAAGUACGUGAUUGGCAUUGGAGUGGGAGCUGGAGCCUAUGUCCUGGCCAAGUUUGCACUCAUCUUCCCUGACCUGGUGGAGGGGCUGGUGCUGAUGAACAUCGACCCCAAUGGCAAAGGCUGGAUCGACUGGGCUGCCACCAAGCUCUCCGGCCUGACCAGCACUUUACCCGACACGGUGCUUUCCCACCUCUUCAGCCAGGAGGAGCUGGUGAACAACACAGAGUUGGUCCAGAGCUACCGGCAGCAGAUUGGGAACGUGGUGAACCAGGCCAACCUGCAGCUCUUCUGGAACAUGUACAACAGCCGCAGAGACCUGGACAUUAACCGGCCGGGAACGGUGCCCAAUGCCAAGACGCUCCGCUGCCCUGUGAUGCUGGUGGUUGGGGACAAUGCACCUGCCGAGGAUGGGGUGGUCGAGUGCAAUUCCAAGCUGGACCCAACCACCACGACCUUCCUGAAGAUGGCAGAUUCUGGGGGCCUCCCCCAGGUCACACAGCCUGGGAAGCUGACAGAAGCCUUCAAAUACUUCCUGCAAGGCAUGGGCUACAUUGCGUACUUGAAGGACCGGAGGCUGAGUGGAGGAGCAGUGCCCUCAGCCAGCAUGACCCGCCUGGCCCGCUCACGCACCGCGUCCCUCACCAGUGCCGGCUCGGUGGAUGGCAGCCGCCUACAGGCCUGCACCCACUCGGAGAGCAGCGAGGGCCUGGGCCAGAUCAACCACACCAUGGAGGUGUCCUGUUGA